Messenger RNA from Sungouiella intermedia, 597 nucleotides. The record is from the annotation of a GenBank genome assembly. NCBI's taxonomy places the organism in Eukaryota, Fungi, Ascomycota, Pichiomycetes, Serinales, Metschnikowiaceae.
AUGGACGGGAAGGAUAUUGCCAUUCGAUCCUUGGGCUCACUAUCGAGUCUAUUGGACUCACAAGUAACCGAGAUGGGUGCACAGAUUGAAUCAAUCACCAAAAGUACAAAAAAUUUGGUGCCACCGUCUGAGUAUGAUGUCCUAAUCAAAGAACAAGCAAUAACUACUCCUUCAGAUUUUGACCAGAGCCAAUUGAUAGCAGAGCUAUACAAGGCAAGAUUAGAACUUCUAAUGGAUAUUCAGAAGCAAGAGUUUUUUGCUGAGAAAAUCCAGGCCAUGAUCAACGAAAGCGAGGAGCUUGUGCGGAGCAUUAUUGAAUAUUACGAUACAGCAGAACAAAGUCGAAAAAUGGAAUUAAAAGGAAGCAAACAGAGGUUUGAAAAGUUUAAGAAUGAUGUUUUGGGUGAAAAAACGAACCUUUUGAGUCUCAACUCUACUCACCACGAAGAAAGCUACCAAAAAGCUGCAAGAGGCGCCCAUGAAGCAUUGGUGUCCAUACGUGACGGCUACGACGAGCUAUUAUCACAGAAAUACAAGGAAGACUUGGGCGUGCUUAUCAACAGGUUGAAUAAAUCAUUCCAGUCCAAAAUUAAUUGA